Molecule: messenger RNA, 2201 nt
Organism: Danio aesculapii
Lineage: Eukaryota; Metazoa; Chordata; Actinopteri; Cypriniformes; Danionidae
Gene: otol1a
Product: otolin 1a
Exons: 4
Coding region: 489-1958 (489 amino acids)
Molecular function (GO): protein binding
Source: RefSeq, a predicted model, not a curated record
UUAACUGCCUGCUGCCACCUGAACAUGUCUGUGCUUUAGUGGACGUAUGAACUCAUGUGUAAAGGUUUACAAACGAAAAAACAAAUCACGUGAAAAGUUCAUAAAAUCCACUUUGUGUGUAAACAUCUGCACUUGAAUUGCCCCUUUAACCGAUAUAACACAAGGGAUCCAGAUGCAUGAGAAUGAGGAGGACUGAUAGGCUCCUUUUAAAGCCAUCACAUUAGCUUCUUCUCAGGUAUCAAAUCCUCCGGCCUGUGCCAAGUCACCUGCUAAAGCAGUAAAAAAGCCCUCUUAUUGGCUGGACGGAGGGGCAACAGAGAGGUUCAGCUUGUUAAAAGGUAGUGCACUUUUUCCUCUUAGAGAAGAGAACGAAGAGGCGGCACAAGCUGAGACUAGGUGAGUGUUAUCCUUUUAACUUCUUUCGAAAACGUCAAGGUCUAUGUUGACCAAUUUGGUGUCUGCUUCUGUUGUUAGCGGGUAUCUGUACAAUGCCCAAUAUUCUCCACCCAUUCAUCAUGCUCAUGACCCUGCUGGUGGUAGCAACAGGGAACCAAGCAUCAAUAGCCAAGACCACACAGUGGCCCCGAAUGAAGCCCACUAAGAAGCCUCCACCUCGGGAUGAAGGUCCACCAAAAUUGGGGUCCAUCUCCACCACUGUGAGUCCAACAGCAAUUGGCAUCACUGAAGAAGUUACAGACGCCAUGAUGGAUGCGUACACCAUUACGUCCACCGAUCGUACUACCUUCUCCAGUGAUACUUAUUCUGCGGACUACCACACGGAGGCCAUGGUUCCUCCUGGGGUGGGUCCCGGGAACUACACGCUGGACUACAACGAGUGCUUCUUCAACUUCUGUGAAUGUUGUCCACCCGAGAGAGGUCCUCCGGGGCCGGUUGGAGAAAAGGGAUUGCCGGGUAUUCCAGGGGUAAAGGGGGAGAUGGGACCUCCGGGAACUCCAGGUCAAGAAGGACUCAUUGGUGCUCCAGGGCCGCAUGGAGUAAAAGGAGAGAAAGGCGAUACUGGAGUGAGCGGGCUACCUGGGAUUCCUGGAGUUACUGGGAAACAAGGAGAGAGAGGUGAAUCAGGCCCUAAAGGAGACAAAGGAGAUACCGGUUUCCCUGGGCUGAAAGGAGACCCAGGGGAGCGUGGAGAGGCUGGCUGGAAUGGAACAAAGGGAGGGAUGGGUGAGCCUGGCAAACAGGGAUUGACUGGCCCUGCUGGACCAGAUGGCAUCAAGGGCGAGAAGGGUGACAAAGGAGACUGUCCAUUUGGAGAGAAAGGCCAGAAAGGCAGUACGGGGGAACCAGGGCCUCAAGGGCCUAAAGGAGAUCCGGGUGUGCCAGGAAUGAGUGGAACAGACGGGCUUCCUGGAUCUAAGGGGCCAAAGGGAGAUCCGGGACCUCUAAGUAAGCAAGGAGAGCCUGGUCCUCCAGGACCACAAGGACCACCAGGACAAAGAGGGAUGCCGGGGAUGAAAGGCACAAGAGGCUUAAAAGGAGCACGAGGGAUUCGGGGAUUUAAGGGCUUUAAAGGUGAACCUGCCGUUCAGAAGCGCUCCGCCUUCAGUGUUGGUCUUUUCCCCAGCCGAUCGUUCCCGCCACCAGGACUCCCCAUCAGGUUUGACAAAAUCAUUUACAAUGAGGAGGCUCACUGGGACCCCAAUGCAAGUAAAUUCAACUGCACCCACGGUGGAGUUUACGUCUUUUCAUACUACAUAACUGUACGUAAUCGUCCCCUGCGUGCAGCCCUGGUGGUUAACGGCAUUCGGAAACUGCGAACGCGUGACUCUCUUUACGGCCAGGACAUUGACCAGGCCUCCAACAUGGCAGUGCUCCGUCUAUCAUCUGGAGACCAGGUAUGGCUGGAGACUCUGCGGGACUGGAACGGUGUUUACUCCAGCAGUGAGGACGACAGCACGUUCUCUGGAUUCUUGCUCUAUGCUGAUGCCACCAAAGAUUGAUGGCCAGGAAUCACGUUAACCUCUAGAUGAACCGGAUUUAGAGCUUUAGUCUUUCAUAGAGGUGGAAGCUGCCUAUAUUAUAUUAACUACUUGACCCUUAUUUAGAUUUGUAUACUAACAGAGAAUGUACAGCCACUAAGUAUUGUACUGCCGGUUUUGUUUUUGUUUACUAAAAUAACACUUUUUAUAAACUGAUCUGUGGCAGCUCUUUAUGUAUCCGUUCACGUAUUUAUACGACAUACU